AAGGAAGGACUAAAACGCAGAAACUCCUGAGUCUUCAAAGCAAAGCAGCGCAACCUGUCCUUCCUGUCUGUCUGUCUAUCUAUCUGUCUGUCUCUCUCUGCACCCGAAAGCCCCAGUGAGGAUCCGGCGAUGCUCCUGAGCCUCUGCAGCGCGCCCUGACCUCAUCCGCUCUGCGCAUCUCAACUUUUCAAGCCCAAAUGCAACUUUCAGGACUUUUAUUCCCAGUAUGCAAGCUCUCGACUUUCUGACGCACCGUUCUGCACGCGUGUGACAUUCCUGACUCCGUGUUGUGAGGAGGAUAAAAAGCGCCCGGGCUGCUGGAGAGACGUUCAGUGAGAGAUGAGAUGAGAUGAGAUGAGAUGAGAUGAGAUGAGGGGGGCUUGAUUCCGAUCUCAACUCUGAUUGAUUACUUAUUAGUCACCCCCCACCCCCACCCUCACCCCCACCUCCCCCUACCCCCCACCUCCCUCCUUUUGGAUCCCAGAUCUGUUCAAAAGGCAACGCAGAAAUGAACGCACUGCUGCCGAGCGCGCUGGCGAGCUCCGACACGAACACAGCACUCAGUUUGGGAAGCCCGAGGAGCGCAGUGGCGCGUCACACAGACUCAUAAGAAGAGCGCCGGUUCGAUUCAACUCAGACUCGGAUCUUUAGCUUGACAGCUGCUGAGAGGGAAAUCUAGAACUUUCGUGCGCCCUUGCACAUUUUCUAAAUCUUUUUUUGAGGGAUAAAAGCAAACUAACAAAACAAACAUUAUGAAAGUGUGGACUUUCCCGUGGCUCCCUUGCCUCGUUAUUCUGAUCCUCUGCGUCGGGUCGGAGUGCGGCCCGGUGUGGAGGAAAGGCCGGUCCAAGCGCGAGCUCGUGAAGCUCCGGGAGGCUCGGGCGAGCGUGCCGGGCGCGUGCGCCACCCGACUUCCACGCGGCAAGCGCUCCGUGCCCGGGCUCGAACGGCGUCUGCCUCGCCAGCGCCGGCGCGCCUCGGCGGCCGACGAGACCGAGGACGCGUCCGUCUCCGCUGCGUCUUCCGCCGCGCACGGCCACGCUGUUUACUUCACCGGACGCGGAGACCAGCUGCGCCUCAGACCGGCCGAGGAAAUCCCGAGGGGAAACUUUACGCUGGGGAUGUGGCUGAAGCCCGAAGGAGGACAGCGCUCUCCUGCCGUGAUCGCAGGUCUCUUUGAUAAGUGUUUCUAUGCUUCGAGCGAUCGGGGUUGGCUGCUGGGUAUCAAGACGAUUAGUGAGCAAGGCAAUCGAGAUCCUCGCUUCUUCUUCUCUCUCAAGACAGAUCGUGCACAUAAGGUCACCUCCAUCCACUCCAACAGCCGUUACCUGCCUGGCCACUGGGCCCACGUGGCAAUCACGUACGAUGGCAUUUAUAUGAGACUGUUUGUGAAUGGUGCUCAGACUGCCGUUAGCAGAGAACAGUCUGGAGAUGUCUUCUGCUCUCUUACUAAGAAGUGUAAGGUGUUGAUGGUGGGCGGAAAUGCCUUGAACCAUAACUACCGAGGUUCUAUUGAGCGAUUGACUCUGUGGCGUCAAGCCCUCUCCCAGCACCAAAUCAUAAAGGACAUGCAUGGCCAUGAGUACUCUCACUAUCAAGCGGACCUCAUCAUCCGGGAGAACUUUGAGCAUCCUGAACGCAAGUGGUUGGUGGUGAAGGAUGGGAAUUUCCCUCAACCAGAUGAAGGCCCUCGAGCUGGGCUGGCCUCGCUGGACACAACCCUAGAGCCGCCGACUUGUGGGCAGACAGUGUGCGAUAAUGUGGAGGUUGUGUGCAACUACAACCACUUCUGGACCUUCCGGAGACCCAAGACGGUGCGCUACCGUGUGAUCAACGUAUACGAUGAUGAGUACCGUAGACCCACUGUGACUGAUCAGCAGAUCUAUCUGCAGCACCAGGAACUGAAUGAAGCCUUCAGCAUGUACAACAUCACUUGGGAGCUGACAAUUCAUAAUGUUAGCAACUCCACGCUGCGUUCCCGGUUGGUGCUAGCCAACUGCGAUAUCAGUAAAGUGGGUGAUGAGGACUGCGAUCCUGAGUGUAACCACACCCUGACCGGUUUCGAUGCUGGAUACUGCAAGCCCAGAGCCCGCUGUGCUGAGCAUAAGCCAGGCAAUGGUGUGUGUGAUCCAGAAUGCAACUGGGAUAACUUUGCCUACGAUAAAGAUGACUGCUGUAACCCCAAUAUUACAGACGUCACCAAGACAUGCUUCAAUCCUGCCUCACAUUUAAGGGCCUACCUAGAUGUGAAGGAGCUGAAAGAUAUCCUCAAAGUGGACGGCUCUACACACCUCAACAUCUUCUUUGCCAAUUCCACUAAUGAGGACCUGGCUGGAGUGGCAACCUGGCCGUGGGACAAGGAGGCCCUGACCCAUCUCGGAGGCAUCGUGUUAAACCCGUCUUUCUACGGCACGUUCGGCCACACUCACACCAUGAUCCAUGAAAUCGGACACAGCCUGGGCUUGUACCACGUCUUCAGGGGCAUUUCAGAGAUCGAGUCUUGCAGCGAUGCUUGUCUGGAGACGGAGCCUUCGCUGGAAACAGGGGACUUGUGCGCCGAUACGAACCCCACACCUAAGUACAAGCACUGUCGAGACCCUGAGCCUGGAAACGAGACUUGUGGCUGCAGCAACUUUAUCCAAACACCUUUCAAUAAUUAUAUGAGUUAUGCAGAUGACACCUGCACGGACUCGUUUACCGAAAACCAAGUGGCUCGCAUGCACUGCUACUUGGACCUGGUUUAUCAGACAUGGCAGCCCAAUUACAAGCCCCCUCCUGUCCCCAUGGCAUCCCGUGUGGUGGAACAACAUCAGGACUCGGUCACCGUGGAGUGGUUCCCUCCAAUCACGGGCCACUUUUAUGACAGAGAAGUGGGAUCAGUGUGUGAUAAAUGUGCCGAAGGCCGAGUGUUUCUCCAGUACGCCUCCGACUCCUGGUCUCCGCGUCCCUGCUUGCCUUCUGGACACUGGAGCCCACGGGAAGCUGAAGGUCCACCAGAUGUGGAGCAAGUGUGUGAGCCAAGUGUUCGUACCUGGAGCCCUCACAAUGGCUUGGAGGUGGGCCUGGUACCACCACCAUGCCCGCUGCAGGGCUGCAUGUUGCAGCUGGAAUUUGCCUACCCGGUCGUUCCUGAGUCACUCACUGUCUGGGUGACAUUCUGUUCUUCAGAGGAGACGGCUCUUCCUGCGAUCCACAACAUUAUAUUGCUUUGCGUAGGUGGGCAUAACCUCUCUCUGGGACCCAGCGAUGUGUUUUGUGACAUGCCUCUGACCAUCAAGCUGGACGUCAAGGAGAAGGUCUACGGUGUGCAGUUCUUCACCAUGGAGCAACACCUGGAGAUCGAUUCCACUUUGCUCACGUCCAAGCCUGACUGCCCACUGUGCCAGAAUUGUGAGGAGCUGCGUUACAGACUCCUGCGCACACCACCAUUUAGUCAUGCUCCGAAAGGCAUCAAGCUCAGCGAUUCCUCACGCAGAUACGUGGACAGGGAUGUGGUGCAUGGCGUGAUGUACACCUACGAGGUUCAGACAGUCUCCAGAUGGAGAGAGAGUGAACCGUCUCCUCCUUUAUUCCACCGUCUUGGAGCGUCAUACUGCGGAGAUGGGAUCAUCCAGAGGUCCCAAGGAGAGCAGUGCGAUGACAAGAACACCAUAAAUGGGGAUGGCUGCUCAGGUCAAUGUAGGAAAGAGCCAUUCUUCAACUGUGUAGAUGAACCCAGCAUAUGCUACUACUACGACGGCGAUGGAGUUUGUGAGGACUUUGAACGGGAGACAGGUGUAAGGGACUGUGGUCUGUACACCCCGAGUGGUUUCCUGGAUCAGUGGGCCACCAUGGUGGAGACGUCCCAUGAGGAAAGGCUCUACUGCCCAGCCGAGGUGGCAUCGGGAUACCCUGCGAUCACCAAGACCUGCCAGUCCAAGGUGUAUGACUUGUCUCAUGGCAUUUCCCAGUAUGCCUGGUUUCCUUGUCGCGAAGCCCAACAGGAUUCCUGGUAUCGCCCAUAUUGGCUGAAGGCCUAUUUCUCGCACCCGAUGGUAGCCACAGCAGUCAUCAUCCACUUGGCGGCAGAUGGGACAACCAUUUUUGACUCGGUCCAACAUCAGACGCAGUGCAACAUCUCUGUGCAGCUGGAGGACACCAAGGACAAGAGCCACAGCUUAGGUAACUGGCGCUUGAGCUGCCGCACGAAUCCACUGGUGAUCCCUGUGAGUCAUGACCUCAGCAUGGCUUUCUACCACACCAAGGCUAUCCUCCUGUUCUUCCGCUGCCCGUUGGUGGCCAUCUCUGGUGUGGGUCUGCGUUCCUUCCAGUUCUUUGACCCCAUCACCAUCAGCAGCUGCCAGAGUAAUGAGAUAUAUAACCCCAUGGGUCAAAGUUGCGUUCAUUACUCCUGUGAGGCCAUCGACUGCCAGGAGCCGAAGGUCCGCAAUGCAGAGCUACGAUGUAGCGGCGGCUUUUUCAAUGGCGCCCGAUGCACUGUCACAUGCAACAGUGGCUACGUGCUGCAGAUCCACCGGGACGAUGACCUCAUCAAGAGCCAGUCAGGAUCUACAGUGACCAUCACCUGUACAGAUGGCAAGUGGAAUAAGCAGGUGUCCUGUGAGCCUGUUGACUGUGGCCUCCCUGACAAGUACCAUGUUCACCCUGCCAACUUCUACUUUCCUGAGGGUACCACCUAUGGCAAGAAGUGCACCUUCCAGUGCAGGGAACCUGCUCAGCUUGUGGGAACUAAUAACACGCUGACUUGCAUGGAGGAUGGCCUGUGGUCCUUCCCAGAGGCCUUGUGUGAGCUGCGAUGUCCUGCUCCACCCAUCAUCCCCAAUGCUGUAUUGCAGACCAAACGUUGUAAUGAGACCGGCCUCAAAGUGGGCUCACUUUGCAAGUACAAGUGCAAGCCUGGAUACCAUGCCACCAAUAAGCCUAAGAGGCGGGCGUUUAAGAUGCAGUGCACGGAAGACGGCCGAUGGCUGGAGGGAUCAUGUGAGCCGGUGAUGUGUCCUUCACCUCCUCCGGUCUUCCACGGGAUGUACCACUGCACUGAUGGCUUCCUAUUUGACAGCAUGUGCUGGCUGCAGUGCCAGUCUGUCAACAGCACGGUGAAGACCUCUGUUCCCUGCAAGCAGCAGGGUCCAAACUCCAACAUGAUCCGCUGCAGGAAGGAUGGAAACUGGACUGGAUCUUUCCAGAUCUGUCCAAACAUAAAGGGUCAGUGUGCUUUACUGCAGAAUCUGCAUCCAGGCAUCCGGCUCAGCUGCAAGAAAGGACACGCCAUAGGAGCGGAGUGUGAGCUUUCAUGCAGGGACAUGAACAGUGAUGUGGUUAUCCUGCCUGACAAUGUGACAGCUAGCAGUGUUCUGGAGCACCACUGGAUGAACCCACCCAAAGUCACGCAUAUAACAUGCACCAUGGGCCUGAAAUGGUACCCCCAUCCUGAGAUCCUCCACUGCAUUAAAGGUUGUGAGCCAUUCCAGGGUGACAAUUAUUGCGAUGCCAUGAACAACAGAGCGUAUUGCAACUACGAUGGAGGAGACUGCUGCCAGUCCACUGUCAAGACGAAGAAGGUGAUCUACUUUCCAUCAUCGUGCGAUCCGCAGACUGAUUGCGCCUGCCGGGACCCCAAAGCACCAGAAAACAAGAAAGACGAGCAUGUAUACUCUCUGGGCUGAGAGAAAGAGUGCAGCCAAUGGAAAGCCCAGCUAUAGACUGGGUUCAAGCAAGAUAUUCUUCCAGAUAUGCUGCUUCACAAGUGUACCUCUCCUGUCCUGUCUCACUCCUCCAUGUUAACGUGUCUCCCUGCUAUCGUCUGUCACGUCUUGGAAGGUCUACCCAUCUCCAGCUCAUUGGGAAGGAAAACAAAAAACAAAAAAACGAAGGAUAGAAAAAACGAAGACAGGUGUGGGUAUGAGAAUAGACCCAUGUGUAGUAAAGAAGGAAUGUUUUUCUCUCAUCAAACUAGAAAAGAGAUGAUAGAUUCUGGUUAGCAUGCCUAUCUGUGCCAGCUUUCAGUGUUAUUUAUAGAAGUAUUUUGCUGAAGUUUGGUUUGAGGUUGGCGAUAAACUCAGAGUGAAAGGAAACAUUCCUGGAAAAAUUUGCAGUCUUGACACCACAAGGGCUGAUUUUUAUGUUUAAAAGCCUCUUUGUUUUGAUGCAAGGUUGCAAAGGGGAUGUCCAAGAGUAAUGGGUGUCCACUCUUGCUGGAAAUACGUCCUGCAUCAGCAAACCACAGAUGUAAAAAUAAAUAAAUAAAUAAAAAUAGAUUUUAAAAAAGCAUGGGGGUGGGGGGAAGGGUUGGGGGUUACCAAGGAUUGCAAGGCUUGAGGUGUGUUUCCAUGGGCCAUUUGAGAGUCUAGCCCUGAUUCAGAAGUACCAAAAUGUACAAAAUACAAAGGACCUAAAAUUUGCGGGUAGUUUUGGAAAUUUUGGUAGUUAGCAAAAAAAUAAAAAAAUAAUCAACUUCUAUCAAAUUCCAAACUGGUAAACACUAAACAGCCAGGGUCUAUGCAAAGUUGUAUGCUAACGCUACUAUUCCACCCUACUAAUACUUAGCAGGUCUUAGCAUCAAAGAUGGCAGUUUUUUUGACAUCAACCCAAACCAACAUGAAAGUGAACUCGCCAUGUUAGCAUGGCUUCAGUUUAUGUUGCUGCUACUCCUGCUGCUACUUCGCCAUCAUGGGCAAUCUUAUAUUUUCUGGAGCUGGAGUUUUGACUGCCUUAACAGUUACCUCAAGAUGCCAGACAUAUCCAAAAGUCCUCAUUCAAUCUAUUAAAUUAUCUAUUUAUGACCUCAAGAAUUACGGUUAUAACCUGCAUACAUUUUGAAUGUAAAGACAGGGUUAGCAUGUUUAGCCUUAUCACCAGCGCUUAUCCAAAAUCUGAAAUCGUUAAACUUUGAUCUCUUUCUCUUUAACUGUCUGUCAAAGAUUGACAUUGUGUCCACAGUGUAGUAGUGCCAAAUUUCCUACACCAGCAAUUCUCAAAUAGGGGUCAAUGCUAUAGCCAAGAGCUAGCAUCCUGCCCUUAUUAAAGUUAUUAUAUUUAUUACAGAGUUGUUAUAGUUCUUAGCCAGUUUGACUGGUCCUUCAAAUUAAAUGGGUUUAAGCCAAACCUUAUAAACAAGUCAGCCAAAAAAUAAUGUCUGCUGGAAUUGAUUGUGAUCUGUUGGGUGAAAGUUUAGGAAAGGAUAGCUGCUUGGAGCAAAGUGCCAUCUACCCUCUUCCGCAUACAUGAGCUGACUAUGAGCAUGGUUAGUCACCAUUGCUCUGAUUGAUUUCCGGGGGGGAAUAACACCGUCCCAUCUACCGGGGUUUGCGUCGUCGGGAUUCAAACAGGUGAUCUUUUUAAUGAUCUUAGAUCAAAGCCUUAGCAUGUUAGUGACUAUACCAUUUCUUGAACUUAAUAUUGAAGCAAUGAUCAUUUUUGGCCAUUGGAUGCUCAAUCCAUACUUGCACAGAGGUACCGUAUAACUUCGUUUUUAAACUUUGGUAGUUUUGUUUUUAUGAGGUGAUGAACCCACAUCUGGACACUUUUCCAGCUGCUGGUCCAUAUCAGUACCCCAAAUUAGCACGUAUCUAUGUUCAGAUCAGUACAAUUUCAUAUCGGUGUUCGAAAACAUUUGACUUGUAAGCACUGAAACUGGCAUUCGGCUUCCUGUUUCCUCGCCCUGCAUUUAAAAUCCAGAUUCCUAAAGCACUGUACUGUAUUUCCGCCAAUGGAACCUGCAUUAUGGCUCUAAAUUGAGAACUUCAGGAAAUACGUAGAUGAAAGCGGCACAGAUUCAUUAGGCAUAGCAAACCAAGGAAGUCGUUCGAGGUGAAUGUCAUUGUAAAUACUUCAUAGAGGCUUAUCAAGACAAUGAUUGUUUUUCGUAGCGCUUCUAUUAGUCUGGGAAAAAAAAAGUCAGUUUUCCUUCAUUUAUAUUUCUUAAAAAAAGAGAGAAAAGAACAGAAAAAAAAUCAGUUUAUGUAUCAGUAAUCAGUAUUUGUAUUAAUGACCUCAGAUACUGCACUUUUGAGUAGCCAUUAAAGGGAAAGACUCCAAACUUUUAGAAAAUAAAAACGCUGCUAUUGUAAAACGUUGAAUUUAAAACAAACAAACAAAUAAUGGUAUCAAAUAUGGUAUUGUGAUAUUCCUCUCUUUGUGGUUAUUGUGUCUCACCUGAUUUUAGCUGUUGAACGGGACAAAACUCAUUGUAUAUUAGAUUCAUGUGCCUCGUCUGGAACUGCGAAACUGGCUUUAAUAUCCAUACGUAUUGUUCAACGAAGGAUUUGCAUCGUAAAACAUUGUAUCGUAUUUGUUGUAAAUGCUUAUUUUUUCUUUUUUUUUUUUUGAAAAGUGUUUGAUGCUAUGACAAAGACUUGUGGAAUAUUGAAGGAUUUUUUUUGUAAUGAAGGAUCUACAAAGAAAAAAAGCACCAAAAAAAAGAAAAAAAAAAUGGAAAUAUCUCACUGAAGAAAAGCCAGUUUAUUGAAAAUAUAUUAUAUUAUAUUAUACCAAGAGCGGACAAGAAAUAUUCUAGAGAUUUUGGUUUGUUCUAUAGUCCUGAAAGAGGAUUUAUUAUGUUAUUAUUACAGUGAUAUGUUAUUGUACUCUGUAUGGACCAUUUUUAUUGCUUCAAAAGCGUGACUCAUCAGCAAUCAUUACACAACGCCAAUUUUCCACGAACAGGACUUCAGGUUGACAGCUGGGAGAGCCAAAGCUUCGUCCUUCCACGUGUUCUCGUCUACCGCUUAGGAGGUGCCAUCGACCGGUUUCCUGCCUCCUCAAGGGUGUUUUUCCACAACAAGACCAAAAUCCAAACUGUGUUGUCGCUUUACGCUUUGCUUCUCCCCACCCCCUCAAAAAAGAAAAAAAAAAAGGACGCAGUCUCUAAAGCCAUAUAUGUUGAUGUUUCCGACGGGAUGCUCGACUCUGCUGUACACACCACGGGAUCUCUGUCUGUACCUCAUGCCUGUAGUGUUUGCUGCUUCUAUGUGGUUUUUUUUGUUUGUUUGUUUGUUUGUUUUAUUUGGUACCUUCGUGAUUUGUGUCUCUCGGCGAUAUGUUACGGUGUACAUAGUAGAACUAUUUAUUGAGAGUGUUAUACUUUUUUUUAAGUUAUAUUUUUAAUGUUCAUGUAAGUUAUUUUUACAUUUGUCUUAUAAACGUAAAAGAUGAAAAAAGGACAUGUUCGUUUGGAGGGCUCUGAUUUCUCUCGUAUGUUGUUUUAUUUUCUGAAGCUCACAAUGCAAAGAGAAAGGAACAAAAACAAAAAAUUUGCAAAGUCUUUCUUACGUUCACUGUCGCGAAUUUAUUUGGUUCGUACGCGUGUAUGAAAUAAGUGAGUAAAAAUUAAUUCGCAACAGCGUCAAGGCGAUCCUUACAAGCCUCCUUAGCAGUUCAUAGUUAGCAGAUAGUACAGUUGCCAAUUUAUUAGGUACAAGCUCUCACGAAUAGAUUCAGAUUUCUCUCUAUAUACACACACAGUAUAUUAAUAAAACCUCUAGGACAUUCUGA
This is a messenger RNA of Neoarius graeffei (lesser salmon catfish), 9492 nucleotides long. RefSeq names its product pregnancy-associated plasma protein A, pappalysin 1a (gene pappaa). Bases 753 to 5666 code for a protein of 1637 amino acids. The transcript is spliced from 23 exons. Lineage: Eukaryota; Metazoa; Chordata; Actinopteri; Siluriformes; Ariidae. Gene Ontology annotation, molecular function: metallopeptidase activity. The record is from RefSeq and is a predicted model, not a curated record.